Molecule: messenger RNA, 432 nt
Organism: Caenorhabditis briggsae
Lineage: Eukaryota; Metazoa; Nematoda; Chromadorea; Rhabditida; Rhabditidae
Gene: Cbr-ttr-27
Product: Protein CBR-TTR-27
Exons: 2
Coding region: 1-432 (143 amino acids)
Cellular component (GO): cell surface
Source: RefSeq, a predicted model, not a curated record
AUGUCUGUUUCCUCGACAUGCUUCUUCUUGCUCUUCGCCCUCAUUUCAUCCACAUCUGCCCUUUUGGGAAUCGGAAGAACCCAAUCUGUUGCUGUUUCUGGACGUCUCAUUUGUAAUGGACAACCGGGAUCUGGAGUCAAACUGAAGCUCUAUGAGAAAGAAUCCACUUUCGAUGUACUCCUCGAGGAAGCUACUUCCGAUUCCAACGGACAAUUCCGUCUGUCUGGAUCCAAAACCGAAAUUUCUACCAUUGAUCCAAAAUUGAACAUCUACCACAAAUGCAACUACAAUGGACUUUGCUACAAAAAGAUCGGAAUCACGAUCCCAGACAACUACGUUUCCUCAGGAAAGACUCCUGGCAAGACAUACGAUAUUGGAACAUUGAACCUCGCCAACCAAUACAGUGGACAAACAACGGAUUGUAUUAAUUAA